Molecule: messenger RNA, 1606 nt
Organism: Blepharisma stoltei
Lineage: Eukaryota; Ciliophora; Heterotrichea; Heterotrichida; Blepharismidae
Source: the annotation of a GenBank genome assembly
AUGGCUGCAAGAGUAAGAGUUGGUAUCAAUGGCUUCGGACGUAUCGGAAGACUCGUGACCAGAGCUGCAAUUGAGAAUCCUCACGUUGAAGUAAUUGCAAUCAACGAUCCUUUCAUGGAUCUUGAAUACAUGGUCUACCAAUUCAAGUACGACUCAGUCCACGGCAGAUUCCCAGGAACAGUCGAAGGCAGAGACGGAAAACUCGUCAUCAACGGCCACCAAGUCGCUGUGAUCGCUGAAAAAGAGCCAACUCGUCUACCUUGGGGUACUCUUGGAGUUGACUACGUUUUGGAAUGCACUGGAAUUUUCACUCAAAUGGACAAGUGCAUGCUCCAUGUCCAAGCUGGCGCUAAGAAAGUCAUCCUUUCAGCCCCUCCUAAGGACGAUAUCCCUAUGUUUGUGAUGGGAGUCAACCACACCCAAUACCACUCAGAACUCCACGUCGUUUCCAAUGCUUCAUGCACCACCAACUGUUUGGCUCCUUUGGCCAAGGUAGUCAACGACAACUUCGGAAUUGUGGAAGGACUCAUGACUACAGUCCACGCUAUGACUGCUACACAACUGACUGUUGAUGGACCUUCAAAAGGAGGAAAAGACUGGAGAGCUGGCAGAGCUGCAGGAGUUAACAUUAUUCCUUCAACCACUGGAGCUGCUAAAGCUGUAUACUAUAUCAAUUAGAUUAAAUUUAUUAGCAUUUUUAAGUCCGUUUUAAGUGGCAUAUGAGUUUUUUUGCAGUGAAGCCCUGCGAGGUGGCAGAGCGAAGCCGUCUUAAGCCAGGGGCAAAACCUUCAGCUUAUAGGUAGAUGUGAAGGCCUUGCCAUUUUCAACUGGGCAGACCCCCAUUUAUUAAUCUUGCUUACAUUCCCUCUAUUCCGAUCCGAGAAAGAACUCAAUAGCUUUCGCCAUUCAGGGCAAGACACAGCAGCAGCUUAGGCAGGUAUAUCGCCCUGCCUCAUAUUACCCAUUGGCUAGACGUUGCAGGUAAAAAAAAUUGCAUUUAACUGUCCAUGGAUUCAGGACCAAAGCACGGCUUCUGGUCUUACGUCCCUCACUUUGGGGCUACUGACUUAGCUAGGCCAUAAAACGCUAAAAACUAUGCCCAUAAACAUAAAGUCACCUGUCACUGAGGGACAGAUCUCUCGUCUCCAGUCAUUUUAUUUAUUGCAAACUAUAUCAAUUGAUUUAUUUUUAAUUUUUUUAAAAAAAAUAUUUUUUUUUAUUUUUGUAAAAAAGAAUAGGAAAAGUUAUCCCUGAAUUGAACAAUAAACUUACUGGUAUGGCUUUCAGAGUCUCAAACCCUGACGUCUCAGUCGUCGAUCUUACUUGCAAACUUGCACGUGAAGCCACUUACGCUGAAGUCGUUGCCGCUUUAAGAGCUGCUGCUGAAGGACCUUUAGCUGGAAUUCUUGGAGUUACUGAUGAAGAAGUUGUGUCCUCUGACUUUAUUCAUGAUAGCCACUCAUGUAUUUUCGAUGUCAAAGCUGGAAUUGCCUUGAACAAGACUUUCAUGAAAUUAAUUGCUUGGUACGAUAACGAAUGGGGAUACUCCAACAGAAUGGUUGACCUCGCUGUCCAUAUGGCAAAGACAGACGGCCUAUCCGCCUAA